ACCCCACUACCAGCCGACCAACCAGCCUCCUCCUAUCUCGAUCUCGGCAUCACCCUCGCAAUCAACGCCUGGCCAUCCCUCACCCUCGCCGUAACAAACAACUGGGGCGGCCCCACCUCCUCUGACAAGCGCGACUGGCUCUGCGGCGCAAUAUCCGAGAUGAUUGCCGAGCGACCAGAGACAGAUGCCGAGGACCUUGAGGACGUACUGAUACAGGUGAUGAAUGAUGAGUUCGAUGUCUUUGUGGACGAUGAGAGUGCCGGGCAGGUGGCGGGUCGGAUUAUGGAGAUUCGGGUGAUGGUGGAGAGAGGCGAGUUUGGCGCCGUUAAAGAGAUGUGGGAGGAAUGGGAGAGGAAGAGAGCACAGAAAGGGAACGGGGCUGCUGUGGUGGGGUUCCAGAGAGGAGAAGAUCAAGAAAAUGAGACCGACGACGAUGUAGAUGAUGAUAGGGAAGAAGGGGAUGUUGAUAUGGGGGAAGCACCUGCCUUGGUGAGGGCACCCAGGGAGAGGGCUGAGCCUGAGAUUGAUGAAGAUGGGUUUACCAAGGUGGUUGGCAAGAAGAAGAGGUGA
Molecule: messenger RNA, 570 nt
Organism: Aspergillus versicolor CBS 583.65
Lineage: Eukaryota; Fungi; Ascomycota; Eurotiomycetes; Eurotiales; Aspergillaceae
Product: pre-rRNA-processing TSR2 family protein
Exons: 1
Biological process (GO): maturation of SSU-rRNA from tricistronic rRNA transcript (SSU-rRNA, 5.8S rRNA, LSU-rRNA)
Cellular component (GO): nucleus
Source: RefSeq, a predicted model, not a curated record